AUGGAUAAUCUUUUUACAAUAAACAUAAAUCCAGACAAAAAUGUUCGCUUAAAUACAAAUACAGAAAAGAAUCAGUUGGGGAAUUUCGGGAGGGAUAGGGAGGGUCUUACAGUGCCCCCCGAUGAGGAAUACAACAAAAAUAAUGGAAACAAGAACAAUACGAAUGAUAACAAUAAUAACCACUGUAGCGUCGAAGAAGAUGAAGUCAUAACCCUGGAAAUGGAUCAAAUCAGCACAAACGAUAGUUUCGAUAUGCUGGAAGAAUUAAACGAAAAUCAAAUUAAUGACUAUGAAAAUAUGAGGAAGAAAAUUCGAGCUCAUAUUUUGACCAGUUUUCAAAAGGAUAAUAUUUUAAUUGAGGGACCCGAACAUUUGGAACAAGAUUCUUUUUUUAAGGAACAUAAAUUGGAAAGGAAUGAAAACAAAUUACUGAAAUUGAGGAAAGAUAAAAUUUAUCUCAUCGUUUCAUCUGCCUCUCAGGAGAGAAAUAAAAGGAGCAGGCAAAAUGAGGCCAGCAACAGAUAUUACUAUGACCCAAAUGUGAUUGGCGAAGAUAAGCCGGGGGAUUAUGACAAUUUUGUGGAUGUCCUUUUGGGAAGGGAGGCGCCGCGGAAGGGGUCCAACCCCCCAUCGAAAGGUGUAGUUGCUGUGAAGGAAGAGAGAGAAAAAAACGCUGCCACCGAUGCGGGUGAAGAAAACGCUGCCACCGAUGCGGGUGUAGAAAAUGCUGCCACCGAUUCGGGUGAAGAAAACGCUGCUAUCGAUGCUGGUGUAGAAAAUACUGGGGACGACUCAAUUGACCAAGUGGGAACUGUCGAAAUAGAAGAAAAAACCGUGCAGGAGGAGGACCCCCCCCCAGUGGUAAUCGAAAACGCGGAGGGGGGCACUCCAAAAAAAGGGACCACGGAUGAAAGUGCAGAAUUUUGUGCAGAAAGGUGUGUACAAACGUGUGAAGAAAUUUGCCCAGACGAUUCCAAGUCCAACCACGUGGUAGACGAUUUUCGAGAAAAAAUAAAAAAUUGGCUAGUAAAAUUCCCAGACAUCAAUUCCGAAAAUUUGUUUUUCCACUUUUACUUCCAAAGCGAAUUGUAUAAAGAAAAAAAGUACACAUGUCAGAACUGCGGAUCUAGCGAUUGCGACAGAGAGUUGACAUUCAGACAUGUGUGUAGAAAUACAUACUGCUUCCUAUGCUAUAAACGAGUGACUGGACCGAUUUGCCACAACACCAAGGCACAAUAUGUUGCAUUCAAAGCGAAUACAGGAAAGCUUAUAAAUGACUUAAAAUAUAUUCAAUAUCCGUACAAAAGUAUGUCCUGCUUAAAUUGUUUCUCAAAUGACCAUCUGAAAUGUGGAAGGCCUCCAUACAUUUACGCCAAGCACACGUACAACGUUAGGAGGGAAUAUAACAGCAAGUUGGAUCCAUCCUAUUUUGUCUACUUGAGAAAUCCAAGAAAUAUAUGGAUUUUACAUGAACCCAAAACGAAUGAACAGAAGGGAAACAAUGACGGUGAUAAUAAUGCCCUGCGAAAUGUGGACAAUCAGUCCGGUCAGAACAGCAGCAGUGGUGGCAAUGGAGGUGGCAGUGGAGGUGGCUACGGACGUGGGGGCGAACACGGCAAUCGACGCAAUAACAGACGUGGCAGCGAGAAUAGCCAAACCGCAGCAAACCAGGAACGAGUCGGAGCUGCCCUACACAACCGCCACAAAGACGACAGCAAUUUUAGCAGCAAUCACAACGUGUACAUGGUAGAAGACAAGCAUUCAUAUGACAGCAGCAAACGUAAGGUAAUCCUCACAAAGUAUUCUUUUAACGAUAAUGCACAAAGGAACAAGCAGAAGAGGAAUUACAAUACGUACGAUCAAGAUAGCCAAAAUAAUUUCCACUCGAAUAAUAAAAGACACAAGAAUGAUGCCCACCAAAGCAGUAGUUACUAUGAUUACAAAAAUAAGCAACAGGUACGCAAUGAUAAGCAUGACAACAUAAGUGACUUUUACCAACACGGCGGGAAACAUGGCAAUGGAAAUAGAGAUAACGACCAGUACAGUAGUAGACAUCACAAUAAGAAUAGGUACAUUCAUGACAAUAGCAUUGGCGAUUACUAUAACAAUGAUGACAGGGGUCAGGACAACAGAAACAACGGCAAUAAUCAUCCAGGCAGUUACUAUAACUUACAUAACGAGACCAAUGAUGGCGCCAAGGGAUACACGAGUGGGCAAAUGUAUAGUGCUAGGGCAGGUCUAUACAAAUUCUCGAACGCCUCCAGUGGUCAAUUUAGUAAUCCAAGAGGUGGUUCCUCCAUGAAACCAAAUAAUGCUAACUUUCAUGUGAAUAAAAAUAACUCUCACAGUAUGUACAGCAGACAUCCGAAUAAUCAGCACUAUGAUAAUAAUCCCAAACGCAACCAGAGCAAAGGCAACCACGGAAGUUACAGCGGUCACAAUAGUAACGUAGCUCUCCACAAGCACAAUGACCACAGUGGGAACGGACUCGCUAACAACAAAGGGGGAAACACCUUGUACAAAAACACGUAUAAGAACGUGCACCCCGAUAGAGGCGGUUAUCACGACUACCGAUAA
Messenger RNA from Plasmodium cynomolgi strain B, 2577 nucleotides. RefSeq lists its product as hypothetical. Lineage: Eukaryota; Apicomplexa; Aconoidasida; Haemosporida; Plasmodiidae. The transcript has a single exon. Bases 1 to 2577 code for a protein of 858 amino acids. The record is from RefSeq and is a predicted model, not a curated record.